Messenger RNA from Orbicella faveolata, 1558 nucleotides. RefSeq lists its product as uncharacterized. NCBI's taxonomy places the organism in Eukaryota, Metazoa, Cnidaria, Anthozoa, Scleractinia, Merulinidae. The record is from RefSeq and is a predicted model, not a curated record.
CUUUUUUUUUUUUUUUUUUUUUUGCGCAAACCGAACAUGACUUUGCAGGUGAAGCUCAGAUAUAAUGGAUCGAUUUAUACCCGAGCAUCCCCUCCCCCAGGAAAUUCAGGCGAUGCCAAAAGAUGACACUGUCUGUCAGUUUUGUGGAGUUAGCUAUCUGAUUCACAGUGAAAUGAAAGCCUUGGAGGAACGUGUUAAAGAGGCUGAAAGAAAAAUGGAAUAUUACAUAGGAAGCGUCGAGCGGGAAGAGAAACUAAAAAUUAAGGUGGCUAGCAUGGAGGAGGAGAGUGAUAAGCUGUCAAGGGCAUUACAGGCUAGUGAAGAAAGGACAAAGAUUCUGGCACAAGAUUUAACCUCAAAGCAAGAACAGAUUGAAAGUCUUAAACAACAAAUAGGGGAUCUAAAGAGGGAACUUCAAAGCAAAGAAGGAGAAGUCACACAAACUCAUUUGAAAUUUUCUGAUCUUAUAACACAAAUUUCGUCAUUUCAAACAACCUUACAGACACAGAGAACAGCUCUGAAUGAUAUUAAAGUCAAUGUUCAAGAAAAUUACCAAGAUAUUGCUGAGCAACAUAGCAAAGUUGUCAGCAAUGUAGCUCUUACAUGUGAGAAGUUUGCUCAAGAGAAAAGAGACUUGGAGGAAAGCUUAAGAAAGGCUGAGAAUGAAAAAAGUCUCCACCAUGAGACUGUUAGUAAAACUGAAACAUUGAUUCAGGAGCUAAAGCAGAAAUGCACUCAGUUGGAAAAUAAAGUUCAUGAACAAGAGAUUGAGCUGGCAAAAGCAAAAGAACAGAAUGACAUGUGUAACAGUGAAAUAAUGCAGAGCAAGGAAUUAAUAAAUUCCAAGUCUAAUGAAGUUAAUGACUGGAAACAAAAACUUCAGAACCAGGCAGAGACAUUUAAACUUGAAACCACGAAAAAAGAGGAGGAUAUUCUUUCAAAAGAACAACGCAUUCAACAACUCUUGGAAAACUGCAAGAACCUUGAGAAGCGUGUUGUUGAAUAUUCGCAGGCAAGAAGCGAAGUGGAAGAGAAGAGUGCAAGCUCUUUGGAGGAAAUAAAAGCUUUGAAAGAGUCUUCCAUAAAAGCAAGAGAUGAAGUGGCAGCCCUAAAAGAGGAAAGAGAGAUGAUGAUUUCUGCUCACCACAAUCGCAUAGAACAAUUGAGAGAAAGCUUUAAGAAGAAAAUGGAAGAAGCAGAUGCUUGGCCAGGAAAAGUGAGUAAAUGAACUACACAUGUUUCUCUGAUUAUAAUGUACUUGUGUUUGGCCUCAGUUUUGAGCCACUGGGAAAGAAUUUUUGGAGUUGGGUCUUUAUUUCCAGAAAGUGACCUUCUGCUAUUUCCCUCUCCACCCAUGGAGUGCCCAACUGGACAGCGAAGUAUGGUAUGGAUUUCCUUGAUUAAGCUAAGGGUACAGUACUGUUAGCUUGUUGUUGGUUUAGGGGGAGUGGGGGCAGGUUGGGGCUGAAUCAAAACUUGAACCCAGGAGCUUGUAUUUGGGUGAGAAGAGGGAUUUUAUGGAAGGAUGUUUGCAUCGAUGGCUUGGAGGCUCAUUUAU